Messenger RNA from Neospora caninum, 324 nucleotides. RefSeq lists its product as hypothetical. The record is from RefSeq and is a predicted model, not a curated record. Gene Ontology annotation, molecular function: protein binding. The transcript has 2 exons. NCBI's taxonomy places the organism in Eukaryota, Apicomplexa, Conoidasida, Eucoccidiorida, Sarcocystidae. Bases 1 to 324 code for a protein of 107 amino acids.
AUGGAGGAAUUCAUAAGACCUAUUGAGCCGUCGGGCUCGAGUGAGGAGCUGCUAUCCAAUGAGGAUCGUCAAGCUCUAAAAAAUAAGCGGCUAUUGGAGGCGUGUUCACUGAAUGACACUGAAACGGCUAUUCGUCUGCUUGAUGAUGGAGCAGACUGUUACUAUGAGGAUGAAAAGCAGUGGACGCCGCUGCAAUGGGCUUCCACCAACGGAAAUCUGGUGCUUGUCAGAAAGCUGCUCGCGGAAGGAGCGGCUGACAUGUAUUUGAGCCCACUUCACGGUCCUGCUGUAGUUGAGGCGCCGCAGAAGGUAAAUUUCAGUUGA